UAGUUAAUGGAUAAUGUGACUGUAGUAACAUUUUUUACACUUUCAGGAUUAAAUUACACAGUGCAACACAAAUUCAUUCUCUUUACUCUGACUUUACUGUAUUACUUUAUAAUUUGGUUAGUGAAUGCAGUUGUCAUCAUAACUAUCCUUUUGGACAGAAAACUUCAUGAGGCUAUGUACAUUUUACUGUGUAAUCUGUGUAUUAAUGGACUUUAUGGGACAGCUGGCUUUUACCCCAAAUUCCUCAUGGAUCUUCUGUCUUCCUCUCAUGUCAUCUCUUAUGCUGAAUGCCUUCUGCAGAGUUUUGUGAUACACUCAUCAUCUGGAGGCGACUUAUCUGUCUUAGCUGUUAUGGCCUAUGAUAGAUAUGUGGCUAUAUGUCAACCAUUACAGUACCAUUGUGUUAUGACUACACAAAGAAUAUCUCUGCUAGUUGCCUUCUCUUGGCUUUUGCCUUUUUUUUGCAUGUUCAUUAACACAAUGACACUUUUCCAAUUAAAAUUAUGUGGCUCACACAUAUCUAAACUUUACUGUUCAAACUCACUAGUCGGUAAAUUAGCUUGCUCCAUAUCUAUGACAAACACUGGUGUUGCAUAUUUCAACAUUGCUAUUUACAUUGUCCAUUUUGUCUGUCUUAUGUUGUCGUAUGUGUACCUGCUCAGAACAUGUCGAACAUCCAAACAGGGCAGAAAGAAGUUUAUGCAAACGUGUGUGCCACAUUUAAUCUCUUUAUUGAACUUUGGCUUUGCUGUGCUUUUUGAUUUAAUGUACACACGAUUUGGUUUGAGAAUGUUAUCACAGAGCCUGCAAAACUUCAUGACAAUAGAAUUUCUAUUAAUUCCUCCACUUCUAAAUCCUCUGGUAUACGGGUUUAAAUUAACCAAAAUUCGAAACAAAAUCCUUGUUUUUUUUUUCAAGAACAGAAAUUAA
This is a messenger RNA of Larimichthys crocea (large yellow croaker), 930 nucleotides long. RefSeq names its product olfactory receptor 4Q2-like. The coding region runs from base 7 to 930 and encodes 307 amino acids. Gene Ontology annotation, molecular function: G protein-coupled receptor activity; odorant binding; olfactory receptor activity. NCBI's taxonomy places the organism in Eukaryota, Metazoa, Chordata, Actinopteri, Sciaenidae. Gene Ontology annotation, cellular component: membrane. The transcript has a single exon. The record is from RefSeq and is a predicted model, not a curated record. Gene Ontology annotation, biological process: detection of chemical stimulus involved in sensory perception of smell; G protein-coupled receptor signaling pathway.